UCGACAGAAAAUUAAAAACAAAAUAGGAAGAAGAAACCGGAACUUAAAAAUUGAUUCAUCUCUGUUAAACAAGUCGGUGCCUUUUCUUACAUUAUCCAUCUAUCUAUUUGUGAAAACCCUAAUGAGUUAAGACUAGUCGGGGAUGGCAGACAUACCAGGUUAUAUGAUAACCUGUCUGAAUACUGGAAAACUUGCUCUUUUGGCAAUAUUGGUAUCCGGAGGUAUCGUUUUGCAAAUACUAGCAUGUGUUUUGUACAAUAAUUGGUGGCCAAUGCUGACUGCAUUGAUGUAUGUGAUUCUCCCUAUGCCGUUGAUAUUAUUUGCUGGUUCAGAUACUUCUGUAUACUUCACUGAAUCUGAAAGCAGUUGGGUAGAUGCAACAAAGUUCCUGACUGGGGCUUCAGCAGUGGGCAGCAUCGCAAUUCCUAUUAUCUUGAAGCAUGCCGGUGUCAUAACUUGGGGUGCAUUAGCAAUGGAGCUUUCAUCUCUUUUUGUGUUUGGUAUAGCCAUAGUAUCUUUCAUUGGAAUGAGCAAUGAUGAUGGAGGGUAUAGUAUGAUCUGAUCUAAUUCAUAAUCCUUAUGAUGUUUCAAUAUCCCGAGGAAAAUCUGUUUAAUGUGGGGUUUUGAUUGAUGGUGGAAUAUAGAUUUGCUUUGUGCUUGGUCUUCUUGUAUGUGUUGCAACAAAAUUGUAAAUUUCUUGACCAUAUUUUUUGUGGUUACAGGUUAAUUCUCACAGUUACCUGGAGAUUGUUUGUGUCUUAUACAUAUUGUGAAAUUUUGUGGCUUUGGAACUUUGUUUUUACAUUUUGAAAUUUGAAUGGAAGCAUAUAUUGCUGCCCCGAUA
Molecule: messenger RNA, 844 nt
Organism: Erigeron canadensis
Lineage: Eukaryota; Viridiplantae; Streptophyta; Magnoliopsida; Asterales; Asteraceae
Product: vacuolar protein sorting-associated protein 55 homolog
Exons: 5
Coding region: 143-562 (139 amino acids)
Biological process (GO): late endosome to vacuole transport via multivesicular body sorting pathway
Cellular component (GO): endosome
Source: RefSeq, a predicted model, not a curated record